AUGCACAUCGAGCGGGACGAGUCGACGGGCGAUACGCUUCCCUCGUCGAACCUCGAGAGCACUGACAUUGGCUCUCCGCGACCUCGCCCUGUUUCGGUAAGAUCUUUGAUUGACGUCACGAGGGAUUCCACCUGUCUUAACAUUUGAACUCAAUCGGCGACGGGUAAGACGAAGGAAAACAAUUAUCAAAUAAACUGAGAAUGCUAUUUCUGGGCGGUGGGAACGUUCCAGAUUUGUGUAAGAGUACGUGCGAUUCACACGGAAAGUUCUUGAGAUCGGAGGGUGUCACAAGUGGAAGAACAGGGUUACGAUCAACAUUCAGGACUAGCAAGGUGUCGGAUUCUCACAUUGUAAUCUGGAAGUAUCAAAAAUAAUUAUUGCACUGUUCGCUUUCCAAAUAUCCAAACUAACAACCUCCUCUUUUCUUUUCCUUGUCCUGGAUUUCACGAGCACUAACGACCCCCGCAUCCCUACAGUACUUCUCAGAUUCCCGCGGAGCCACGUGGCCAUCCGUACCCGGUGCUCCCUCCGAUCGUUCCCAAACGACUUGCACCUCCGCCGCGUCGGCAAUAUUCGGCGAUGACGUCCUGCUACAACUGCUGCGGCCUUCGAAAAGUGAGUGUGGUCCUGCGUGUCUCACUUCCGCACACUGUCCCUAUGGCUACGUCCCACACCUUCAGGUUUCUGUCGUGAGAAUUGCCGUGCGCUUUCCGGCCUAAUUUGAUAACUCUUUUCUGCUCUUGUCCUGCAACUCACAUAUUAUCAACAUGUGUGGUCAUAGACUGCUUUGCUGACAGAGGAAACAAUAGGAAUUGGGGAGUUAUAAUGAGAAGCCGCAUCUACUUCAUUUCGAAUUUCUGUCUACGCUUCACUGAUAUUCGGUUCCUUUUCACUGAUUCGAUGGAAUCAGAAACCACACUCUGGUGCACUUCGCAUCCAACUAACUCGGCGAAUAAAUACCACUUCUGAAGAAAGUUUCUCGCACUUUCAAAAUUUCCACAUACUUUGAUACUUAAUGAACAUAUGACUCACUCUCUAAUGCUAAUCUGCUACUGUCUAUCAGAGUGUGUUCUUGUGUUUCUCUCUUCGAAACUAAUUGUUUGUCAGAAGUUAGAAGACGUCCACCCUCUCAUUUUGCACGGACCACUUCGUUUCGGGCGCUCUUCCUAUCCCAGCCUACAUGCUCCCUUUGAGAAGAAGCAGAAGAAAGGUAACGCGAUUUCUGAAACCGCAUUAGAUUGCGACGCCAUUCCACCUGCCGCCCGUCGUUUCGGUUUUCCUUCGGAGCAUGUCACGCGCACUCACUUCUUCUUCUUCUUCUUCUUCUUCUCGUUCUCCUAAUCACACCUUCUGAUGACCUUCCUCCCUCGCGCACAUUUAAAAGAUCACACUUCCGUCGUUUCCAGAAGAUAAGUGCCCCUCUGAACAGCGUGAAUACGAGUCAGAACGCGGCGGCGCUCAAUUCGGAAGCCAUCAAUCCUUCCUCUUCGUCGAAUCGUUUGUCUUCUAAUCAGCAAGAGGUAACUCUGCUCGGCUGCUCGAAAUCAGAGCAGCGUGAGUAAUUGGGCGGCCGAGAUCAACUUUUCAUUUCUCCAGAAGCUGGCUCAUCCAAACGAACCGCAUAAUAUCGAGUCGCAAGCCUCUGCGACCUCAGACAUUAGCUUCGGAUUCCUGCUGUGUGGCCGGUUGUCAUUCACGACACAAGUUAACAAUAGGUAUGGGAACAUGAAGAGAGUACUCUAUACACUAGAAUCUGGUUGAUAACCUGAUUAGCCUAACCUGAUAUUUCUGUUUCCAGUUUAGUCGGCAUCUGAAACGUGAAUUAUGCAGAAGAAAAGAACACAUUUCAGGGUGAACGUAUGCGGCGGCGCAGAAAUGUCCGUUGGCGAGAUGGUCAGAAAGAACAGCCUGAUCAACCGACAAUUGGAAAAGGAUAGGAUCGCAAUGAAAGGAACGCUCAAGAUCCUUUUGCUCGGAGGGCCCGAGUGCGGCAAGAGCACCAUCUUCAAGCAAAUGAGAAUCAUCCACUUGAACGGAUUCUCUGAUUUAGACUACGUCAACUUCCGGUACCUGAUCUACAGUAACAUCAUGCAGGCGAUGGAUCAAUUGCUGGAAGCAGCCGAACAGCUCAGUUUUCCCCCAGAUGACAGUCCUGUCAUUAGACGAUCUCUCAACCAUUACAAGUCGUACAAGGGACAGUAUAGGAAUUCAGAAGUGGAACUGAACAGAGAUUUGGCCAGUUCGCUCAACAAAUUGUACAAUGCGGAGUUUAUCAAAUCAGUUUUGAACCGGAAAAACGAGAUCGACCUGCUGGAUUCUGCUACAUAGUAAGUCCGCGUGUUUUGAAACCGAGAGAAAUCGUGUCUUUUGCAGUUUUCUUGAUGAUCUGGAAAGAAUUGCCGCACACGAUUACAAGCCCACACAAAUGGAUGUUCUCAAGGCGCGCGUCCCGACCACCGGCAUCACAGAGAUUGAAUUUCCGUUUCGGGAAGCCAAUUUAAGGUAUUGACGAAGGAAAAAACGUGUUUGAGCUUAACAAUUUCAGAAUGGUCGAUGUUGGCGGGCAGCGGUCAGAGCAGAGGAAAUGGGUAAGUUAUUCAGAGAAGGAGCAGCUGCAAACUGUUUUCUCUCUUGCAGAUUCACUGUUUUGACAACGUGAACGGAGUGCUGUUCAUCGCUGCCAUAAGUGGUUACAAUCUGUUCGUGGACGACGAAGAGAACAGAGCUGAAGACGGAACGCCCGGACGGAAGAACCGUCUCAGAUACUCUAUGGAGUUGUUCAAACGGAUAGCCAACCAUCAGUGCUUCAGCAAGAAGACGGCCAUCAUUCUGUUCCUGAACAAGAUUGACAUUUUCAAAGAGAAGAUCACAAAGUACUCGCUGGACCGUUGUUUCAAGAACUACAAAGGGCCUCAGUCGCUGGAGCCGGCGGCCAAGUACGUGGCCGACAGGUUCUCGCGGCUCGUCAGUGCGGACAUCCAACACGAGAAACCGAUGUACUCGCACUUUACGAAUGCGACAGACACUCGCAACAUUGACCGGGUAUUCGACAGCUGCAUGGACGUCGUCUUCAAGAUUUCCAUGGAGAAAGUCGGAUUCAUGUGA
This is a messenger RNA of Caenorhabditis sp. 36 PRJEB53466, 3105 nucleotides long. The record is from the annotation of a GenBank genome assembly. Lineage: Eukaryota; Metazoa; Nematoda; Chromadorea; Rhabditida; Rhabditidae.